Molecule: messenger RNA, 619 nt
Organism: Cyanistes caeruleus (blue tit)
Lineage: Eukaryota; Metazoa; Chordata; Aves; Passeriformes; Paridae
Source: RefSeq, a predicted model, not a curated record
GCGCGCCCCGCGCCCCCUCCCGUCCCCUCCCCUCCGCGCGCGCGCUGCAAAGAUGGCGGCACUGAGCAAGUCCAUCCCCCACAGCUGCUACGAGAUCGGGCACACCUGGCAUCCGCAGUGCUCCUGGGCUGUGCUGCACGUCACCCAGAGCGCCCUGGCAGAGUCCCUCCGCAUCUACGGCACCCUCUACCUGGUUGCAGCUAUUCUCAGGAAACGAAAGCUUGAGUAUUAUUUGUACAAACUGCUACCUGAGAUCUUGCAGUCGACUUCCUUUCUGACAGCAAAUGGGACCUUGUAUAUUGCUUGCUUUUGCAUUCUAAGGAAAAUGCUUGGAAAAUUCUACUUUUGGUCUCCUGGCUUUGGUGCAGCUUUACCUGCUUCUUACAUGGCUAUUCUCAUUGAAAGGAAAAGCAGGAGAGGUCUUCUCACAAUCUACAUGGCUAAUCAAGCCACAGAAACAUUGUUCCGAAUGGCGGUUGCAAGAGGAGUUAUCACACCUUUAAGACAUGGAGAAGUCCUUUUGUUCUGCAUCACAGCUGCUCUGUUCAUGUUCUUCUUCAGGUAUGUCACUGAUGUUUCUAUUUAUGUUGUAAAAAUUGUUUUGAACAGUGUUUCUUAG